AUGUUCUUCAGACGCAAGGCUAUGGAUGCUGGCAAGCGUCCUGCAUUCCACGAAGGCUAUGCAGCACCAUUGAUUCAGAUUCUCGCAUGGCUGUUCCUUGCCUUCGCGAUACUAGCAGUCGUAGCGCAAUUUGCGACCAAGAAAGCCAUGUCCAAGCGUUUCGUCAAAGCCGACUUUGUGCUCCUAGUGGCCUUGGUUUUCGCAGCAGGACAGGCAGCGACUCUCCUCAGUUCAGCGGGCCAGCCGAUUGGAAAUCUACAGUCUGGCCUCGAACCGGAUCAAAUUGAUGGGGCCUGGAAGGCUUUGUUCAGCAGCGAGAUUCUGAGCGUGCUUGCGAUCGUUGCCGCCAAAGGCUCUUUGCUCGUCUCGCUGGCGUCAGUAACGCCUGUCGACACACACAGGAGGAUGAUGCGCGCUACAGGUGUUUUGACGGUGCUAUGGGGAUUGAGCGCUGUGUUCCUCAUCGCCUUCCAAUGCCCGUCUCCGCAAAGAUGGAAUAUCACGAACCCGACGUGUAUGGACCUCCGCGCCGUACGCACCUACAACGCUGUCAUGAACAUCGUGACUGAUCUUGCGCUCGCCGGUGUACCGACACUGAUGGUACUACCGCUGCAGAUUACGCCGGAAAAACGUUUCACGCUCAUCACAGGCUUCUGGUCACGCAUAGUGUAA
This is a messenger RNA of Alternaria infectoria, 672 nucleotides long. RefSeq lists its product as uncharacterized. The record is from RefSeq and is a predicted model, not a curated record. Lineage: Eukaryota; Fungi; Ascomycota; Dothideomycetes; Pleosporales; Pleosporaceae. The transcript has 4 exons. Bases 1 to 672 code for a protein of 223 amino acids.